AUGUCUAAAGAAAACAAAAUGGGGAAAGAGAAAUCGUUUGGCAUACUGGACGCAGAUUUUACCCUUCGCAAGUCAAUUGAGGAGUAUCGCUCGAAACUAAGUCAAGCAUUCAGUAGCUCUGACAGUAUAGCUGGAGAAAGCACUAUGAGUAAACCGAAGUCGUUCGAAAUAGGAAAAGCUCAUUUUACUCUCGACAAACCGAUUGAGAAGUUUGAUUCCAACUACUUCCAAGCCUCUGGGUCUUCACAAGCAAUACUCUCAUAUUCGUCAGAUGAAUUGAUGAUAAGAAGACUUUCAUGGAUACAUGAAGAAGACAACCGUGAGGAAGACUCCUCUUCUUUUAGUGGACUAGACUUGUUUUCCCCUCAACUCGUACAACCUACAAGAAAUAGACCACCUCCCUCUAGAAUACACCGUCCAGCAAAACAAGUAACAGCAACCACAAGCACGGAAGAAAUUACGACACAAUUUAGUGGCUUAGAAGCUCGUGAGACAGCUGAUGUAGGAAAGAAGCCGCUAAGGAAUAGUAACACCAACUGCCAGUGA
Messenger RNA from Pocillopora verrucosa, 546 nucleotides. RefSeq lists its product as uncharacterized. Lineage: Eukaryota; Metazoa; Cnidaria; Anthozoa; Scleractinia; Pocilloporidae. The record is from RefSeq and is a predicted model, not a curated record.